AUGGAAUAUCACAUGGAGUACUCGAACGACAAGUCGCACAAGCCGGAGAAGGAACUGUUCGUGGAGAAAUCGUUCGGCGGCAGAAAUGGCAAGGGGAGAAAGAGCCUCCUCGUGGUUCUGUCCGUGUCGGCCAUGUGCCUCCUAGCAGGAUCCGCUUUCUACUUUACCCGCACGGGGAAGGGGAAUGAUGGCCCCCUGUACGGGAACGCACUUGACGAGAGCAGCAGCGAUGAUUUCAUCAUCACCUCUCUGUUGAAAAGCCCCGGGGGGAAGAAAUUCAUCGUGUCGAAAUUGCAAGAGUUGAUAGCUUCGUACGAUGAGGAUGUCAACUCGGCUAAAGCUUCCCCUUCGAAGGAGGGACCAACUGGAGCGCAUAGCACAUCCGUUGCUACGGUCAGCAGACAGAAGCAGGGAAAUUUGAAAGUGCCCAAAAAAAUUGAAAUCAACUUUGCAGACUCCAGAUUUUUGAUGAUCAACUUGGAGAAGGUCAACGCGUUCUACCUCUUCAUGAAGGAGCACGGGAAGAAGUACAAGACGGAAGAGGAGAUGCAGCAGAGGUACCUCGCCUUUACGGAAAACUUGGCAAGGAUAAACUCGCACAACAGUAAGGCAAAUAUUCUCUACAAGAAGGGCACAAACCAGUACAGUGACAUAAGCUUUGAGGAGUUCAGAAAGACCAUGCUAACGUUGCGAUUUGACUUGAAGAAAAAACUAGCCAAUUCACCUUACGUGAGUAACUACGAUGAUGUGUUAAAGAAAUACAAACCCGCAGAUGCCGUGGUAGACAAUGAGAAAUAUGACUGGAGGGAACACAACGCAGUGAGCGAAAUAAAGAAUCAAAACUUAUGUGGCUCCUGUUGGGCCUUUGGAGCUGUAGGAGCUGUAGAGUCCCAAUACGCCAUCCGAAAAAAUCAACACGUAUUGAUAAGUGAACAAGAAUUGGUUGACUGCUCUGAUAAAAACUUUGGCUGCUUUGGUGGUUUAGCCUCCCUUGCAUUCGACGACAUGAUUGACUUGGGGUACCUCUGCUCGGAGAGUGACUACCCCUACGUUGGAUUCAAACCACGCAAAUGUGAAAUUAAAAAGUGCAAGGAAAAAUAUACCAUCAAAAGUUAUGUUAAAAUUCCAGAGGAGAAAUAUAAAGAGGCUAUUCAGUUCCUUGGCCCUCUCACCUUAGGACUCACUGUGAAUGAUGAUUUUUACGAUUACAAGGAGGGCAUCUUCUCUUCCGAAUGUACAGAAGAACCCAACCAUGAAGUCAUGAUCGUGGGUUAUGGUGUGGAGGAAAUGUUUAACAGCGAAUCCAAUGCUAGUGAGAAACACUACUACUACAUUAUUAAGAACUCCUGGGGGGAGAACUGGGGUGAAAAGGGAUUCAUGAGAAUUGAGACCGACGAGUUGGGUUUGCAGAAGACCAACAACAUGACCGAGGCGUACGUCCCCCUGCUUGACUAG
Messenger RNA from Plasmodium vivax (malaria parasite P. vivax), 1455 nucleotides. Its product is annotated as falcipain-like protein. Gene Ontology annotation, cellular component: lysosome. The coding region runs from base 1 to 1455 and encodes 484 amino acids. The transcript has a single exon. Lineage: Eukaryota; Apicomplexa; Aconoidasida; Haemosporida; Plasmodiidae. Gene Ontology annotation, molecular function: cysteine-type endopeptidase activity. The record is from RefSeq and is a predicted model, not a curated record.